Messenger RNA from Dendrobium catenatum, 2092 nucleotides. RefSeq names its product pentatricopeptide repeat-containing protein At5g15300. The record is from RefSeq and is a predicted model, not a curated record. Lineage: Eukaryota; Viridiplantae; Streptophyta; Magnoliopsida; Asparagales; Orchidaceae. Gene Ontology annotation, molecular function: RNA binding; protein binding. The transcript has a single exon. Bases 176 to 1774 code for a protein of 532 amino acids. Gene Ontology annotation, biological process: RNA modification.
AUAAUACAAAGCUUCGUCAAUUGCAUAACUAAAUUCACAUCAAAUGUUUUAGCGCCAAUCAUAAGAUCCCGAAUAGCAGCCUACAUGGAUUUCCGUAAGAGUUCCCGUCAACUUGUGCGUUAAAUCACAUAUCAAUAUAUCAUGGCAAAUUAGCCAAAUUUUGUGUGGGUAAUUGAUGCAUAGGAAAUCGGGCACUGGACGGUAUCGGCAGGGAAUAUGGCGAAUGUGCCGAAGCCUCCGCUCCCUGAAGCAGAUCCACGCUCUAAUAGUAGUUCGGGGCUUCCUUUGCAAUCCCCACGCCCUGCGAGAGCUCCUCUUCGCCGCCGCCAUCUCCCUCCGAGGCGCCAUGAUCUAUGCCCGCCAACUGUUCGACCAAAUACCCCAACCGGACCACUUCAUGUGGAAUACCAUCAUACGCGGUGCCGCCCACACCACUAACCCGGCCGACGCUCUUUUUCUCUCCAUCCGCAUGGAACGGGCCGGUAUGAAGCUCCAUCACCUCGCUCUUCCCUUUCUCCUCCGCGCCUGUACCAUUCUUUCCUCUCCCUCCACGGGCUCCCAGCUCCACGGUAAGGUCACUAAGCUUGGUAUCACCGACGACGCCUUCGUUCGCAAUGCUCUUAUCCACCUCCAUGCCACCUGCGGCGAUACCGAAGCCGCUUCCAUCCUAUUCACCGCGCCUUCGGCGAGGGCGGAUAUUGUGGCUUGGUCUGCCAUGAUCGCGGGGCUGGCCGGGCGAGGACGUUUGGAUGAUGCUCGAAAGCUGUUCGAAGAAAUGCCUGGGCGGGAUCUGAUUGCGUGGAAUGUGAUGAUCACCGGAUACUGUAAACAGGGCCGUAUGGCGAGUGCGCGGGAGCUCUUUGACAGAGUGCCCGACCGAGACACCGUCUCGUGGAACGCGAUGAUCUCCGGAUAUGUACGCAGCGGUGCCGCAGUGAAGGCUAUGGACUUGUUUGAUGAAAUGCGCCGAGCGGACCAGCGGCCCGACGAGGUCACCAUGCUGGGCCUAAUCUCCGCCUGUGCCGAUUCCGGUGCGAUAGACUUUGGACGGAGAAUACACUCCGCCCUCAGCGGGGCGACGGCUGCUGGGGCCACUCAAAGCGUGCUGCUUUGUAACGCGCUGAUUGACAUGUACGCUAAAUGCGGGAUUAUAGAUGGGGCUGUUCAGGUCUUCCGGGCGAUGAGAGAGCGGGACGUCUCUACCUGGAACUCCAUUAUCGGAGGGCUUGCUCUCCACGGCCAUGCUCGGAAAGCCGUCAGCUUUUUUGAAGAAAUGAGAAUCGCCGCGGCAGCGAGGCCAGAUGAAGUGACCUUCGUGAGCGUGCUCGUAGCGUGCAGCCAUGGCGGGAUGGUGGAGGAAGGCAGGGCUUACUUCUCGCUCAUGAGAGACGGGUAUGCCAUAGAGCCUAACGUGAAACAUUAUGGGUGCAUGGUGGAUAUGCUUGGUCGCGCGGGGAGGCUGCAAGAUGCGUUUGGGUUGGUGGAUGAGAUGAAGAGGGUUUGCGGGUUGAAGCCUAACGCGGUGGUUUGGAGGGCGCUUCUAGGAGCAUGCAAGACGCAUGGGAAUGUGGAGUUGGGAGAGCGAGCUAAUUAUGAGCUGCUAAAUAUGUCGAUGGAUGAGUGUGCAGGCGGCAACUAUGUUCUUCUAUCAAACUUAUAUGCUUCUAUGGGGGAAUGGGAUGGUGUGGAGAAGAUGCGCGCGUUAAUGGAUGAUACUGGAGUGAUGAAGGCGGCUGGCUGUACUCUCCUUGUUGAAGAUGGCCGUGCUGUUUAAGCAAAUAGUGGUUGAAGGUUAGAAGUUAUUCUGCUCUCCUGAGCUCUGUGGAAGCAUGCUACUGUUUACCCACGCUAAACUCUGGUUGAGACUACACUUAAUGGGUAAGCAUUCUUGAGUGAGGCUUUCAUAACGUCUAAGCUAUUUACUGUUUUUGGUGCUCACCAUUACUACAUUGCUGUAGUUCCUGAUGCCCACCAUCUCUACAUUUGUGCAGUUCUUCUAGUGGUGGUGGAAAUUGAGCAUUUGUACAGUCCGUUGAAUCUCAAUAGCUAAUUGUGUUCAUCUAGUGCUGAUUAUGGUUCAUCUUUGCUUUAA